Molecule: messenger RNA, 1290 nt
Organism: Daucus carota subsp. sativus
Lineage: Eukaryota; Viridiplantae; Streptophyta; Magnoliopsida; Apiales; Apiaceae
Exons: 1
Coding region: 1-1290 (429 amino acids)
Molecular function (GO): zinc ion binding; nucleic acid binding
Source: RefSeq, a predicted model, not a curated record
AUGUCUGAUAACAAACAACUCAAUUCCGUAAGCCGUUAUGAGUCCAUCAGGGUUCCAAUGCUGAAAGCUUCAGAGUAUCCUAUCUGGAAGGUCAAGAUGACCAUGUUCCUGGAAGCUACUAAUCCUGACUUUAUGGACAAAAUCAAGGAUGGUCCACAUGUUCCAACAAAGCUUUCUGUUGCAGUUGGAGAAGAUCAAAAGCUAAUCCCUAAAGAAAAGAAAGAUUUUACUCCUGAAGACAUAGCUUCUGUCAGCAAAGAUGCAAAGGUGAAACAUCUGCUUCAUAGUGCUUUAGACAAUGUGAUGGCUAACAGGGUGAUUGGAUGCAAGACAGCCAAGGAGAUUUGGGAUGCUUUGGAGGUCAAGUGUCAAGGAACUAAAGCCAUCAAGAAGAACAGGAAGACUAUACUCACUCAGGAGUAUGAGCACUUUGACUCAAAGUCUGAUGAGUCAUUGACUGAUGUUUAUGACAGAUUUGUGAAGCUCUUGAAUGAUCUGUCAUUGGUUGAUAAAGAAUAUGUUGUUGAAGAUUCAAAUUUGAAAUUUCUUCUUGCUUUGCCUGAGAAGUGGGAUUUGAAGGCAACAACAAUCAGAGACAACAAUGAUCUGGGAGAGGUGGAUCUUGAUGAGAUUUAUGGUAUGCUGAAAACCCAUGAACUUGAGAUUGAGCAAAGAAGCAAGAGGCAUGGGAGAAAAUCAAGAUAUGUGACUCUCAAGGCUGAAGUGGAGACUGAAAAGAAAGUUUCCAGCAAGAAGAAAGCAAAAGGCAAGGCUUUGGUAACAAAACCUGAAACUGAGUCAUCAAACUCUAAUGAUGACUCAAACUCUGAUGAUGAAUCUUUAGACUCUGACAGCAUGGAUGAAGAAGACUUUAAGCAGAUGGCAGCCUUGAUGGUGAAAACCUUCAAGAAGAUGGGUUACAAGAACUUUGGAAAGAACAAGAGGUUCUCCAAGAGAGGCUCCUCAACUGAGCAAAGAAGUUUCAAGAAGACUGAGGGUAAGGACAGCAAAUCUGGGAAGCUGGACAGAUCCAAGGUCAAGUGCAAUAAUUGUGGAGAGAUGGGACACUUUGCACCUGAGUGCAAGAAAGGAAAGACUGAAAAAGCUCUCAUCUCCAAAGGCAGAAAUUGGGCAGAUACUUCAGACUCUGAGGAGGAAGAGGUGAAUUAUGCUCUCAUGGCUACCACAAAUGAAGAGCCUGGGACUUCUGAACCAAAGAUACCCCAUACAACUCACAUAGCUGGAGCUAAAAUUUGGAUGAUUUCGACUAUUUGGAUGAUAAAUAGCUAG